Molecule: messenger RNA, 1557 nt
Organism: Penicillium expansum
Lineage: Eukaryota; Fungi; Ascomycota; Eurotiomycetes; Eurotiales; Aspergillaceae
Exons: 7
Coding region: 1-1557 (518 amino acids)
Biological process (GO): transmembrane transport; carbohydrate transport
Cellular component (GO): membrane
Molecular function (GO): carbohydrate:proton symporter activity
Source: RefSeq, a predicted model, not a curated record
AUGGAUCGUCGAGCCGAAUCAAAGCAGCUCGCAGAACAGUCCGAGGUCAUUCGCCUCAUCAAGGCCGAUACAGUGCCAUGGUAUAAAAAGCCCAACCUCCGGUUCCUCUACUUAUGCCUCAUACCUGCAGCUCUCGGUGUCGAGAUGACCACUGGCUAUGACGGCUCUGUCCUCAAUGGAUUGCAGGCAGUCGCUACGUGGCAGACCUACUUCAACUCCCCAAAAGGCGCUCUUCUCGGUGUGGUCAACGCAUCGUAUAACCUAGGAGGUCUCAUCACUUUGCCUAUUGUUCCGUAUGUCAAUGACAAGUUUGGCCGCAAGCAUAGCAUUACUUUUGGCUCUACUAUCCUCAUCAUUGGCGUCACUUUACAGUCUGCAUCUCAGAACAUUGGAAUGUUUCUUGCAUCUCGGCUCAUCCUCGGCGCCGGCAUCCCUUUCGCUGUGUCGGGGGCCUCACAGCUCUUGGCCGAGCUGACCUAUCCUCGUGAACGAGCCGUCAUUACCGGCCUCUUCAACACUUCUUGGUUCAUUGGCUCUAUCAUGGCCGCUUCUGUAACCCUUGGCACACAUACGAUGGGCAACGACUGGGGUUGGCGCAUCCCCUCGAUCCUGCAGGCUGCUCCUGCGGCUCUCCAGCUUAUCUUCAUCUGGUUCGUUCCCGAGUCCCCUAGAUGGCUCUUAUCCAAGGACCGCAGUGAGGAAGCUUUCGAUAUUCUCGUCAAGUACCAUGGCGAAGGAGACCGCAACUCGGCCCUCGUGAAUGCCGAGUUUAUCGAGAUAUCUGCACAGCUCAAGUUGGAAAUUGAAAACUCAAAAUCACGUUGGGUUGAACUCGUCCAGUCUCCUGGAAAUAGAAAGAGGACGCUCAUUGCUAUCUGCGUUGGCAUCUUUACCCAGUGGUCCGGCAAUGGCCUCGUGUCCUACUAUCUUGCCAAGGUCCUGGCAACGGUUGGUGUUACGGAUAAGAAGACGCAGAAUGUUAUCAACCUGUCUCUCUCUUGCUGGAUGUGGAUCUGCGCCACUGGAAGCGCCUUUUUGACCUCUUUCCUGCCUCGCCGUAUCCAAUAUUUGACCGCUUUUGUCGGUAUGACUAUCGUCUUCUCUCUUUGGACUGGUGUCAGCGCCGGCUAUGCCCAACACGGGACGCACUCUGAAGCUAUAGCCGUUGUUGCCCUGAUUUUCCUCUACAACGCAAUGUACAGCGUUAUGCAGCCAUUGACCUACACCUACGUCACCGAAAUAUUCCCCUUUGUGCACCGUGCCAAAGGAAUUGCUAUCUUGCAGAUCUUUACACGUGGAAGCACUGCGUUCAAUUCCUUCGUGAAUCCUAUUGGUAUGGAUGAUCUUGGAUGGAAAUUUUACCUGGUCUAUGUGGUCUGGCUGGUUGUCGAGACGACAAUCAUCUUCUUCCUAUAUCCCGAGACUAAGGGGCCAACUCUUGAAGAGAUUUCACAAAUCUUUGAUGGGCCCAAGCUAGGCGGAGACGAAAAGAUCGGAGAUGAUGAAAAACAGGAAGUUAGCCAUAUUGAUAUAAAGGCAGAGAUAAAGGCUGGGUAG